This is a messenger RNA of Wasmannia auropunctata (little fire ant), 1297 nucleotides long. It is a transcript of the gene PIH1D1, whose product is annotated as PIH1 domain-containing protein 1-like. NCBI's taxonomy places the organism in Eukaryota, Metazoa, Arthropoda, Insecta, Hymenoptera, Formicidae. Gene Ontology annotation, cellular component: R2TP complex; cytoplasm; ribonucleoprotein complex. Gene Ontology annotation, biological process: box C/D snoRNP assembly; rRNA processing. The transcript has 6 exons. The coding region runs from base 180 to 1106 and encodes 308 amino acids. The record is from RefSeq and is a predicted model, not a curated record.
GCUUCUCUCUGCCUUAGUGCAUAUGAUGCUAUAUAUGGCGUAUGUGGCGCACGUGUCGUAAUGUUUACAUUUUGUCAAAGAGGUUAUCUAGAUGCACAUUUGAACAUCAUCGAAACUGCUCAGAGAAAAACGAAUCUCGAUAUAUUUUAUAUUUUAAUUAAACUGGUUUCGUCGCAAUUAUGGGCGAUACCACUUUCCUUGAAGUCGACGACUCUAUUAGGACUAAAAAUUUAUUAUUACUUGAUGAAGAUAAGGAUACUUUAAAUCCGAUAGAUAAGUUGAUGAAAAAAUUAGAUUCGACACAAACAAUGCCAACAACACCAACAAUACUUGUUCAACCUACUCCUGGUAUCUGUGUGAAAACCAAAACAGUUAACGGAGAAAAGAUUUUUGUGAACAUAUGCACAUCCGAUAAAAUUCCACCGCCAGAAGAUAUAUCUGAUACUAAACUACUUCAACUUCUAAACGAUGAUGUACCUGAUUAUGCCAUACCACUGAGUAUUGGUUGUGAAAGAAUGGAAACUGAUAAAUCUGGUAAACCUAGUGCAACAUAUGAUGUCAUGAUGAAUACAGCUUACCUUAGAAAAUGUCGAGAAAAGGAUCAUUUCAUGGCAUUUACAAUAAUAGUUAUAUUGAAUGGAGUGGCGAAUAAAUUUGACAAAGAGAUUGAUAUAGAAAAUUAUGUUAUUCUUAAAAAUCGUACAGUGAUGGGAAAACUUCAGCAGCACAACAUAGAAAAUCGUAAAGUCAGAAAGCCACAAGCUCAAAAAUCGUCAUUGAUCGAGGAAAUUUUGCCUUCUAGGAAGCCUAUCGACAGCAAGACUAAUCUACGAGAUAGCAGUACGACAAAAGCGGGUUAUGUUAUUUUAAGAGAACCAGCAAAAGGCCCAAUUGAGCGUUUAAUCGCUUUAUUUGAUAUGCCAAAAAGCGUUUCAGUCGAAGAUAUAGUAGUAUUGAUCAACUCCGAUCGCAUAAAUGUCACAGAUGAGAAAGCUUGUUAUUCAUAUGAUGUUUUACUUCCGUAUACACUCAGAGCAGAUAAUGCACAAGCUUUUCUGGAUUACAAUAUUGGGGUGAGAAUUUCUAUACUUUUUUUUAUAUAUUAGAUUACAUACCUAUAUUGUAUAUAUUUUUUUUAUUUUUUAGGUAUUACGAAUAGAUAUAUUAACCAAAUAAAAAUAAAAUGAAUAUUAAAAAAUCUGCUUAUUAUGUUUCCCAUCUUAGAAGAAAUUUUGUUGUAGAAUGUAAUUUCACUGUAUUAAACUAAUGUAAGAUAUGAGUUUCAUUUUGCUUCGCA